Erigeron canadensis is the source of this 530-nucleotide messenger RNA. RefSeq names its product auxin-responsive protein SAUR21-like. The record is from RefSeq and is a predicted model, not a curated record. NCBI's taxonomy places the organism in Eukaryota, Viridiplantae, Streptophyta, Magnoliopsida, Asterales, Asteraceae. The coding region runs from base 109 to 393 and encodes 94 amino acids. Gene Ontology annotation, biological process: response to auxin. The transcript has a single exon.
AUAGCCGAGACUUCCAUCAAAAAAACAUAUUCCAAUUGAAUUCCACACUUCUGCAAAUUACUUCACUCUUGCAUCCACUAUAAUAUACAUUAUCAUCUCUCCAAAAACAUGGGUGCCUUCCGAUUGCAAUCGAUAGUUGCUAAUGCAAAACAACUAAUCAAACUGAACAACAAGAACCAAGAUGUUCCCAAAGGAUAUUUGGCUGUGUACGUAGGGGAAGUUCAAAGGAAACGUUUUGUGGUUCCUUUAUCUUACCUGGACCAGCCAUUGUUCCAAGACAUGUUGCGUAGGUCAGAGGAAGAAUUUGGGUUCAACCAUCCUAUGGGAGGACUUACCAUUCCAUGCCGUGAAGAGGCUUUCAUUCAUCUCACUUCCCAAAUACGCAACUCAUAGUUUAAGGAUAAAGAAUCGUCAUCCAUAAAGAUUUUGACUGCACUACUAUUUUGUACUAGUUCUGUUAGGAGGGUUCCCAUUUCUAUAACUGUAUAUAAAUUUGUAUUUUUCACAUGUAUAUCUGUUAGAUUGCUCCA